UUUAUACUAAUUUCAGUAAUUAUAUUUUGACUCAAUAAUGUCGGGGUAUAAUAAUUAUGAAAAUUGGCCGCAAGAAUCAACUUCAAAUACAGACGAAGAAGAAUUGUCGUCUCCUGAAAUUGAACAGGAUGAUAGUGACGACGAUUCUGCAACUUCAACAUCUAGCACGAGUACAUCUGCAUCCAGUAGUAGUGGUAGUAGUCAGUCAGGCUUUGAUUCUGAAAGUACUAGUACUGCUGAUGAAGACGAAACUAUAUCACUCAAAACUGAAACUGUAGUGGCUAAUAAAACUGAGCUUAGUUUACCUGUUGGAAUGUGCGAAGAUGAAGAAGUUUUCAAACAACUUUUUUCUGUCAACUCUUGGGUAUGCUUAAGUGACCAACAAAAGCAACAUUUAAAGAAUUUUCUUCCAACUUUUCCUGAAAAUGAUUUAAUGGAAAAAGAAAUCACUUUAAGAAUGCUUUUUGGUGGUCAAAGUUUUCGAUUUGGAGUUAAUCCAAUUGAUGAUUUUCAUGACAAAUUAAAAAAUGGACAUUAUCGUCCUGAUAUUGUUAAAAUGAAAUCUUUGUUAAGACGUACUCUCAAAAAAGAAUAUAGAAAAAAUCAACGUAUUCACAGUUUUAAUACAUUAAAAAAAUUACUCUCUGGACGUACAAAGAUUAUUGAUAUUCUUAAUGGGGUUUCAACUACAUCCACGAUAAAUACUGGGGGUAGUAAUAGUUAUACUAUGCAUCAGCAAGUAAGAAGAAGAUAUUUUCGUGAGCUUUCUGAUAUUAAACAUCGAGUAGGAGAUGAUUCUGAUAAUAGUUCAGAUAGCAAUUAUCAAGAAGGACCACCUGCUCGUCUGAGUAAAAAACAACGGCGUAAUUUAGCUGUUUUACAAAAUUCUCUUUCACCGGAAGUAGAAACUAUCACUUCUACUUUAGCAACAUUUCUUGAAGGAAUAGAUUUGUCUAAAAUUGCUUUGCCUAUGAGUAAUCCUUUUGAUCCAACUGAAGAUAUGUAUAGAGAAAUGUUGUUAUCUCAUAAGAGAAAACAGAAGAAAAUUGAACAAGAAAAAGAACAAAUAAGACUUGACCUAAUGAAAGAACAGAUAAAACCAGCUGUUUCAUUGGGAAAUGAGAAAAAGAGGUCAGCAACUAGCGAUCGGUCUCGAGUGAAACGAACAAAGGUUAUUAAACAAUCAGCACAAUCAUCUUCAUCUUCAUCUUCACAAUUAGAUGUAAAACUUCCUGUGCAGUUGGAUGGAUUUGAUAAUAUUACAGUAAAACAAGAACCAGUUGAAUCAGAACCAAUUAGUAUUCCAUUGAUUAAAAAAGAGGUAUAUCAUGAGCCAUCUCCACCUAUAUCAACAUCACCACCACCAUCAAUACCACCACCACCACCACCACCAAUAUCACCAUCAUUACCAUCACCACCACCUUCAACACCUAUACUUGAUUUGAUUCAAGAAGAAUCAAUUAAAACCAAUUUAGAUGCCAUAAAAUUAGAACCAAAAUUAAUUAUUACUGAUAUUGUUAAGACGGAAGAAGAAAUAGUACAACAGAGGCAAAUUAAAGUUGAACCUAUCAGUUUAACGGCUGAUGAAAUACGUAAGGCAGAAGAAGGUCAGGCUGCUGUAGCGAUGUUGUUAGAGAUAAUGAGUGAUGUGGAAGAGAAGUAUAAUAAUUCGCCAUAA
Messenger RNA from Sipha flava (yellow sugarcane aphid), 1678 nucleotides. RefSeq names its product nuclear factor related to kappa-B-binding protein-like. The transcript is spliced from 5 exons. The record is from RefSeq and is a predicted model, not a curated record. The coding region runs from base 38 to 1678 and encodes 546 amino acids. Gene Ontology annotation, cellular component: Ino80 complex. Gene Ontology annotation, molecular function: protease binding. Lineage: Eukaryota; Metazoa; Arthropoda; Insecta; Hemiptera; Aphididae.